CGUCGCAAUUAUUUAUAACGUUCGCGUCGGCACCCUCGCGCGAGUUGAGUUAAAGGGAAGAAAAAAAGUAGCGGGGAAAAUCCGAGCGCGGUAGUAGCGUACGUCACAUACGAAGUGUCCCCCGUGUAUCUUUUUCGCUUUUGUUUUUUUUUGUUUUUUUUUGACAUCUUCUACUUCUCGUCUUUGAUUUUCGUUCACGUAGACGAAAACCGUGGCGAAUCUCGAAUAGUAACAUGUGUCGUGUGGGUGUGUAAUUUAAUUUGAUUAGCUUAGAUUUCUCAUACUGACAACAUAAUUCUCACAUCCUGCCAUUGUUGUUUCUGCUCUGCUUUAAUUAAGAUAACCAUCAGAAAGAGACCCUUAUUUUGAACAAGUAAUUAUCUCAAAAAUGUCGAGGAAGCCAGGAGCUACCCAAGCCAUGCAUAAGGUCAUAAUGGUUGGGAGUGGAGGUGUUGGAAAAUCUGCCCUGACAUUACAAUUCAUGUAUGAUGAGUUUGUUGAAGAUUACGAACCUACAAAAGCAGACUCCUAUAGAAAGAAAGUUGUAUUAGAUGGAGAAGAGGUACAAAUAGAUAUUUUGGACACUGCAGGACAAGAAGAUUACGCAGCAAUUCGGGACAAUUAUUUUCGUAGUGGGGAAGGGUUUCUUUGUGUAUUUUCAAUAACAGAAGAUGAUAGUUUUCAAGCUACACAGGAAUUUAGAGAACAAAUUCUCAGGGUAAAAAAUGAUGAGAACAUUCCAUUUUUAUUAGUGGGAAAUAAAAGUGAUUUACAAGAAAAAAGAAAGGUUAGUUUAGCCGAAGCUCAAGCGAGAUCCCAACAGUGGGGUGUUCCAUAUGUGGAAACAAGUGCUAAAACAAAAGAAAAUGUAGACAAGGUAUUUUUCGACUUGAUGCGUGAGAUAAGGUCACGCAAAAUUGAAGAUAAAUCAGCAAGCAAUGGUCGAGGUAAAGACCGUACCAAGAGGAAGAAAAAGAAGUGCAUUAUUCUAUAGGUGUUCUUUGAUUUAUUGAGAGCAAUAGCUGCUCGCAAGGCACAGGACAACCAAGGAGAUGGGAGUGAACGUAAUAAGGAAACAAAGUGCUGCAUCUUGCUAUAACAAACAUAAAACGAUAUGUAGCUUAUAUUACGGAAGGUUCAACUCCUAUAAUUGAAAACUAAGCGUAAGAGAACUGUAUUUAUACAAAAAUGAAAGUUUUCUGACACUUUACAGUGAAUUGACGCUCUUAAUCUUCGCUGUUCACUAUAUUAUACACAGAAUAUAUUGAAACUCAAGAUAUAUAUACAAUUUAUUCUAAUAUAUUUAUAUAUAUUAAAUAUUAUACAACUGAUAUAUAUUUCAAGGACAUCAUAUAUUACCUGUUUUCUAUAAAAUUAUUAAAAAAAAAGUUUAAUAGCAAUACAUUUUAUUACUUUCUAGUUUAUAUCACUAUGUAACAUAUAAUUUGAAUUAAAAAACAAAAUUUAUAACAUUCAGUGGCACAAAGUUAUGAAGAUGCGUGCAAGAUUACUUGCAAAAUUAUUUUUCCUUAGAGUGCUGAAAUAAUAUAUUUGGAGGAGACUGAAAAUGUGAACAAUACAUGAUUUAUGAAGAUCUUUUGUUUUGUUUUUUUAAUUGUGCAAAUAAUGUAAUUACAUUCAUGUUGAAAUAAAAAUUGUAUUCUCAGUUGC
Molecule: messenger RNA, 1671 nt
Organism: Solenopsis invicta (red fire ant)
Lineage: Eukaryota; Metazoa; Arthropoda; Insecta; Hymenoptera; Formicidae
Gene: Rala
Product: ras-related protein Ral-a
Exons: 7
Coding region: 389-994 (201 amino acids)
Biological process (GO): Ras protein signal transduction
Cellular component (GO): plasma membrane
Molecular function (GO): GTPase activity; GTP binding; GDP binding
Source: RefSeq, a predicted model, not a curated record